Oryza brachyantha (malo sina) is the source of this 1697-nucleotide messenger RNA. Its product is annotated as protein FLOURY 1-like. The record is from RefSeq and is a predicted model, not a curated record. NCBI's taxonomy places the organism in Eukaryota, Viridiplantae, Streptophyta, Magnoliopsida, Poales, Poaceae. Bases 224 to 1111 code for a protein of 295 amino acids. The transcript has a single exon.
AAACCCCUCACGAGCGUUUCUUUCGCUUAACCAAACGAACUCUUUCGCCUCCCCCAAUCCCCCACGCCUCCCUCCCCCACUAAACCCACGGCGAUCUCCUCCUCCUAGAUUUCCUCCGCGCGCAGGCGAUUCCACGGGGGGCGCACCGGGAAACCCUGGAGUUCGUGUUUCUGUUGGAUUUUGGGUCCAGAUCGUGGCAAUCUAGGGCCCGAUUUGGUCGGUGAUGGGCGGCGGGAACCGCGUCUCCGGCGCCGGCUUCCUGAAGCCGCUCGCCGGCGUGUCGUUCGCCUUUAUGCCUGGGGCGGGCGCGCUCUACUUCCUGGUUGGGUCGGUGCUCGGGUUCCUGGUGAUGGUGUACUCCUCCGAGUCCGACGAGGGCGGCGUCGACUGGGCCUCCGCGGAGCGCUGGGUUCCGCUGGCCCGGUCGGUGGGCGCUCCCCAGAUGUUUGUUGGAAUUCCCCUCCUGCUCUUGGCGACCGGAGUCUGGCGCCUCGGCAAGCGCUGCAACGCCGUGGAGGGGCUCGUCGGGAACGCGGACGCCACGGUGCAGGCAUUGCGCGUUGGCGGCGUCGUCUGCGCCGUGUGCGGGACGAAGAUACUGGCCCUGAAGAAGAAAGGCGGCCUGGCCUCGGUCCCGUCCCCGUCCCCGUCCCACUCGAAGGGGUGCAGCUCCGACAAGCCGGUCGCGAGGUCGCUGGCAGCCGAGCUGGAGCAGGAGGCCCACGCUGAGGAAGACGACUGCGCGGCGGCCGGUGACGGGAACGGCGGCACGGAGGAGGGCAGCAUAGAGCGGCUGAAGCGGCGACUGGCAGCGGAGAGGAGGCGGAGGGAUGCCGCGCUGGAGGAGCUGGAGAAGGAGAGGCGCGCGGCGGCGUCCGCGGCCGAUGAGGCCAUGGCCAAGAUCGCGUGCCUGCGCAACGAGAAGGCGCUGGUGGAGCGCGAAGCGCGGCAGUUCCAGGAGAUGGCGCAACAGAAGCAAAUGUACGACCGGCAGCUGAUCGAGUCGCUCCAGUGGGUGAUCCAGAGGUUCGGCAUGCCGUGCGGGGAGGCCGAGGUGUCCUCCGAGCGGGGCGUCUCGGAGACGAGCGAGGACGACAGAGACAGGAAGUAGCCCCUUUCUUCUUGGUUAGUACUCCCACAGUAGCUUGAUGCAACAGUAAUGGCGGCCGACGCUGCUGUAGCUAAUGAUUGUCCAAAGCUUUUGAUCUUUUUUAUCAGCAUUCAGCAGCAAUUCAGGUUUCCUGAUCAAGUUUUGAAAUUUCGAUAGCUGAUGCUGUUGGGAGAAUCCUCUGGUAGGCAAAACCCUGCAGAACAUUAGAAGGCUAUGUAACACCCACCUGUAAAUAUGUCAUCUUUCAAAAGACCUUAAGACAUGAUCAACAAUGACGCAAAUUCAUCAUUUUGUAAACUCGCAUCGUUAUCCUGCAGUCUGAAUCUUUUUUGCAGGUUUCAGUAAAUUAGACUGGAGUUGACAACAAGAUACUGGAUUGCUAUAAGCCAACUUGAGAAGAAUGCUUACGAUGGAUGCAGAAACCUAAUUGCCUGGUUGUAACCUGUGUAUCAGCGUUGUUGGUAUCAGAAAUCGCAUAAGGUCACUUCCAACUGGGGUUUCAUUCUCAUUAUAUAGGACAUCAUGUCAGUAUUUUUUAUGUAUGACAAAAAAUCAAUAAAGAAAGAUAUAAAAUGAGUUUCGAAUA